This is a messenger RNA of Copidosoma floridanum, 846 nucleotides long. Its product is annotated as nuclear hormone receptor FTZ-F1-like. The record is from RefSeq and is a predicted model, not a curated record. NCBI's taxonomy places the organism in Eukaryota, Metazoa, Arthropoda, Insecta, Hymenoptera, Encyrtidae.
AUGAAGGAUAAACGCCAGCGUCUGUCGAUUUGGCCAUACCCUCUGUACGCGGACCCGCAGCUGACAAGUGCGCUUUUGGCGGCCUCGAUGACCAUACCCGGUUAUUCGCCAAUCACACCACCAGGUCCAAGCCACUACGGGCCCACUUAUGCUACGGCUGCCUACUACGCAGCGCGAUUCUCACCUUACGGUGCCACCCCCUUGUCGCACCACCACCAUAGACCACACGCCCACCACGGCUACGCGGCUGCCCAUCCACACCUACUUACAGCCCCAGGCCCGCACCACCCGACGGUUGCUUCCCUACCGCCCCUACACCUCUCAGGGCUUGGCACGAUGCAGCCCGCACAGCAACAGCAAGCGUCUUACGUCGGGCCUACAGUCAGCAGCGCCUCGCAAAUCUACACAAACAACGUGCUGCCCUCGUCUCAGAUGAGCCCCCAGUCGGACGCCUCCACUUCCAGUGACUGCGACUACAAUGGAAACAUCACCGUGAGCAGCGCCACCUCCUGCGCCACCACCACAACUUCGCCUAGCAACAACAACAACAAUAUCGACAAGAGGCUCGUGGCACCCGUACCUUGCAAGCCCUCCGUUCCCGCUGCGUUGCACUUUUCUCCGGACAAGAUGCCCAUCAGUCAGGCCGUGGCAGCUUUCUACAGCAACAUUAUGAUGCCCGAGAACAACAACAACAACAACAACAGCAGCAGCAGCAGGUAUUACCACCACAUCCCGGCCAGCUACAGGACUCCGAGCAUCAGUCCGACGAGCGACAUCAAGAUCAAGUCGUCGCCCAAGCUCUUCCAGCCGUACAAAAACGACGACGUUCUCACGGCCGCGGAAUAA